Messenger RNA from Trypanosoma brucei brucei TREU927, 816 nucleotides. RefSeq lists its product as hypothetical. NCBI's taxonomy places the organism in Eukaryota, Euglenozoa, Kinetoplastea, Trypanosomatida, Trypanosomatidae. The record is from RefSeq and is a predicted model, not a curated record. The transcript has a single exon. Bases 1 to 816 code for a protein of 271 amino acids.
AUGAGCCCCGUUAAAGCUUUCUGGCAUCGCAAGUGUCCACUGCGAUGCGCUUCUAGCGCAACAUUUCGCUUACCUCUUUCGCGUGUGAAACUGGGAGGAAGGGGACUUUCGGAUGGUUCCAACACCCUGUCAAAUAUUUCGUCCGCCUCCUGCUCCUUUUCUGGCGCCCUUUUUGUGGCUGUGCGUUUUGUGCAGUUUGAGCAAACAUCUGCCACACUGCGUGGUAUCAAUACACGCAAGCGGGCUACAGCUGCACCAUGGAUAACUAAGAGCACGAAAGACUACAUGAGUGAAGUGAAUGACCACGUCGCUUCAGUAAAUCCAGUGAAGGAUAAACUACAGAGGGAAUCGAAGGCACGACGAGACCGAUUCACACAAGUUGCGGAAGAAACCGACCGCAUUUUUGAUACCGAAAUGGACCGCUUUCGGUAUGAUGACGCGCGGCGGUGGAGGAAAGGGAUUGAUUUCUUUAAACGUCAAGGUAUUGCCUUCACCCUGUUUUACGUCAGUGCAUACUUGGGUUGUUUGUUUGGAUUGUAUAUUGGAUUUGCGACAGGAUUCUUCAAGAAAGAGGCUGCUUACGAAUAUAUGUACUUCUUCCUUGGUGGUUAUGUUGAAAAGGAGUGGUUCUACAGCCGCGUAGAAGCAUGGGGAACUUACAUAAACUUUGGGUUUGCCUUCGUUAUCAAUGAAAUGCUUGAAUUCAUUCGUUUACCGUUUAUGAUAUACACCUUCUACACGUUUAGACCUUACCUAACACGGGUAAAUAGACGUGUGAAGCCGUCGAUCUUCCGCUGGAAUGCUGCGGAGUCGUGA